Molecule: messenger RNA, 969 nt
Organism: Aspergillus nomiae NRRL 13137
Lineage: Eukaryota; Fungi; Ascomycota; Eurotiomycetes; Eurotiales; Aspergillaceae
Product: putative exopolygalacturonase precursor
Exons: 3
Coding region: 1-969 (322 amino acids)
Biological process (GO): carbohydrate metabolic process
Molecular function (GO): polygalacturonase activity
Source: RefSeq, a predicted model, not a curated record
AUGCAAUUCAGCCACGCGCAAUUAUUCCUCUUUUUUCUUUGCCUGUCCACGCCGGCUGUGUCCCGGCGCAUUGGUCAUAAACACACCCGCAUUGCCGAACGACAGGCUCCCGCCUGUACGCCAACCGCUGGUGAAUCGCCCACUGUGGAUGAUGUCCCAGCCAUUGAGUCGGCCAUGGCUGCGUGUCCCUCGGGCACAAUCAUGAUUCCACCGAAGACUACCUACCAUAUCAACUCCGAACUUUCUUUCACCAAAUGCGCUGGCUGCACCUUACAAUGUCUACUCUACCUGACCGGCAAAACUUCCGGCGUCACCGUUUCGGGACUUACGAUGAGGAACCCCCCAAAUGUUUUCUCCUCAGUCAAGCAGAGCGUUACGAACGUGACCUAUUCCGAUUUGAUUCUCACCGCUGUGUCCAAGAGCGAUGCGUUGCCGAAGAACACCGACGGGUUUGACCUUGGCGGCACCGGUAUUCGCAUGGAAAACAUUAAAGUUGAGAACGGCGACGACUGCAUUGCCAUCCAGAAUGGCGCGGAAGAUAUCACGGUGACCAACAUUCAAUGCACAGGGUCCCACGGCCUCAGUAUCGGAAGCAUUGGCAAAACGGCUGGCGAAGUUGACACCGUCAAGAAUAUUCAUUUCAAAAACGCGAAGAUGACCAAAUGCUCCAAGGCAGCUGGGAUCAAGAUCUACUCGGGAGGAUACGGCACAGCGAGCUGCUACGGGUCCGACGAGAAGGAAUGCGCGUCUCGGCCUAGCACCGCGAAGUUGACCGACAUCGUUGUCAAGGGGUUCAGCGGCAAGACCGAUAAGGAUGAGCCGGUCGCCAGCAUCAAUUGUCCGGCCAAGGGCACCUGUGGGCUUUCGCUGUCUGAUAUGAAAGUCCAGUCCGCUAAUGGAGGCCAAGAAUACCAAUGUUCCAAUGCCGGGUCGAUUGGUGUCAAUUGUGUCCCAGGAGCGAGUGGCUAG